Molecule: messenger RNA, 9826 nt
Organism: Limulus polyphemus (Atlantic horseshoe crab)
Lineage: Eukaryota; Metazoa; Arthropoda; Merostomata; Xiphosura; Limulidae
Exons: 24
Coding region: 527-5266 (1579 amino acids)
Biological process (GO): intracellular protein transport
Cellular component (GO): cortical actin cytoskeleton
Molecular function (GO): myosin binding; actin binding; small GTPase binding
Source: RefSeq, a predicted model, not a curated record
CGCAGGCAGAUUGGGAGGCUUUCAUCUAACGUUUUCUGUGAUAUUGUGUUUAAAGCUUAACAAAUAGUUUUCGUUUGCUUUUAAUGCACGCUAUAUAAAUAUUUUAAGUUCUGUUUUCUAAUUCUACAAAAAGAGGUAUAUGCUAUGAACUUUUCUUUAUCUGUGUGAAUAUUAAUUUUAUCGAUAUAAACGAAAAUGGCAUGAACGUACUGAAAACAGAAUACUCGCUGAUUAGUGAAUACAAAUUACAUUCACUGAAUCAGUCACUAGUACUACUACUACUAGUAUUACUAUUACGCUUCUACUAUUAAAAUUAUUAAAUUAAUAUUUACUAGUACGAACCACUGUUGCCACUGCUACUAGUUCCACCAGUAUCGAGUUAAGCUAAAUAUGAUAAGAUACGACAAUUACUACAAGGUUAGCUGUAUCAAAACAUUGUGGUUCAAGACCUUGGAAUUUAAUCACUUAUGACAAAACCUAAGAAAUCUUUCGUUGAGUUUGGUGUUUUUAACAGUCUUAAGAAACAAUGGGGCGCAAAUUUAAUUUUUCCCACUUGAGUGACAGAGAAUGUGAAAGGAUUAUAAAUGUUAUUCAGAGAGAUUUUCAGCUUCGGCGUCGGGAACAAGAAAGGCUAACUAAAAUUGAAGGGGAAUUAAAUGAAAUGUCUUCAAAAAGAAGUGUGUUGGCAAAACGUAAAGAAUUUAAUGAAAAAUGUUGUAUCCUGUGUUGUUCUUCCUUUAACCUCCUGUUCAACAAGAAACUGCCUUGUCGGGAUUGUCAUUUCUUUGUAUGUCGUAACUGUGCCUCCUGGGAAAGCCAAGAGAAAGUCUGGUUAUGCCGUGUAUGUGAACAACAAAGGGUGUUGUAUUCCCAGUCGUGUGAAUGGUUUUAUGAUCACAUGAAGCAGAGGUUCAAGCAUUUUGGAAGUGCAAAGGUUCUCACUACGUUAUAUGCGGCAAAAAAGGAAUCAGCAGAUAGUGAAAAUGACUCAGGAUAUGGUCCUAGCCCUUCUGUGGUUUCAUCAGAUGGGUUAGGGAAGCCUUCUAAGUCCCUUUUUGCUGUGUUUUCAACCAAGUCUGCAGCAGAACAUACAGAGACUGCCUCAAAUGCAGCUCUUGUAAAUAAGGAUGAAGACUUGUUUGAUAAAGGACUUGAGGAAGUCAGACAACAUAUUGAGACAGUGAUAGAAGGUUUUCUUGGAGAGUCACUUGAUUCUGCACCUGUUGAUAAACCUUAUUCCCAUCCACUUUAUAUCCAUCUUUUAAAUGAUCAUCAUACUCAGUUAGUUGAGGCUGUUACUUGCCUUUCCCAAGCACUGUACUUGGCUUUACAAAAAAAACCUUUUGAAAAUGGCAUUACACCAACAAGUGCUCAUGCAAAUCUAAAACAAGUAUUUCAGCGAAUAACAGAAGAAGCUUCAGAAUUGCCAAAGCUUGAGGUUCAUGAGGAUGAGAACAUUGUUGGAAGCCGAAGGAGUUCCAGCGCAUCUAUUUCUACAAAUGGAGGCUUUUCUGAUCUUUUCACAUCCUAUGAAGAACUAAUAGCUACAGCAAUAAUCAACAAAAUAGUUUCCAAGCAACAGCAACAGUACAAAACAGAGACGGAUUCAACUGAUGUUCCAGAUUCUGGCCAACAAACGGUAGAAAAGAAAUGUUGCAGCCCAGUUGCUGAAAUGCCAUCAGCAAAUAUCAAUGGAACCAGUGUGGAUAUAGGAACACAGUCUGAUAUUAAUGAAGCUGCCAUUACUGACACUGAUAGUAGCAAAGCUGUCAGUACAGAUAAAGGUUUGAGUGAAAGUGAAGAAAACAGUGAGGAUGACUUGGAAUGGGCAAGAGGAUUAGGAAAAGAGCAAGAACCCAUUGAAUACGUGGUAGAAGAACAGGUUGAAGAAAUUACAGAGGCUUUCACAGACUCUGGGGAAGAUGAAGAGAGAACUACUGAAGUUUAUAGCUUGGCAGAAUCUCCUAUUACUAAAACAGUGGUUGAAAGGGAUACUAAUGUACCUGACCUGGAUGUCUUAUAUGCUUGGGACCUAUCUGAUUGCAGGAGGGUGCCAUUUCCUGAGCUUGGUGUGGACAUUGUUGCAGGAGGAGACUAUGAGGAUGAUGAAGAUUAUAAUGAUCCAGGUCAAAAGUAUUCAGAUAUUACAUCUUGGGAAGAUAACUGGUUGUUUCAGAAGAAGAAAUUGCCAUUUGGGAAUUUGGGCUUUCGACGAGUCACCCAGUAUUAUGAUCCACUUUCAAUGCUCAUCCCUAAUCCUAGUGAAACAGUAAAAACAAGAGUUGGUUCAAGGGACUUGGAUGAGCUGUCAGAUCUUACGGAGAGAAACUCGGCUGGAUCUCCGGACUUGCAGAGUGAUAGCGAAUCUGAAGAAGAAAGUCUGUCUCCAAAAAUAGAAGCAUGUCCAGAACUGCUCCAACUGGCUAGGAACAUUGUUUCUGAGUUUGGACUUAUAGGGAAAGAAAACUCUUCCGAAAGAAUAGUCAAUGAAAAUCGGGUUUCACCUAUUAAAAACCAAGUUUCUCCAAGUCAAUUUCAGGUUUCUCCCAAUAAGAACCAGGUUUCUGGCAAUAAAGAUAACCUUUCUGACUUUCAAAAACAGCCUUUAUCCUUAGAGUGCCCUGUUCCAAAACCACGAAGAACAGUUUCACCUCUUCCAACCAAAUUGCAGCUUUCUGUUCCUGCUUAUCAGUCUCCAAGUUCAAGAAAACCACCAACUUCCAAUCCACGUUUUGUUGAAGAACCGGACAGUGUCAGUAUUCAUGAAGGAAAAGUUGCUCGUUUUCUCUGUAGUGUUUAUGGCUCAAGGCCACUGGAUGUAGCAUGGUUCAAAGAUGGUGAUCUGCUUACUAACGGUGAUAGGUAUCAAAUAUGUUUCAUGAGAGGGAGACAUCUUUUGGAAAUUUAUGAUUCAGAGACAAAAGACUCUGGAACUUAUUCUUGUGUGGUGUUUAAUAAUGAAGGUCAACAUUGGUCAGAUUUCACACUGAAAGUUAAAGAGACUAGCCGAGCUUGGAAUCCUCCUUCAUUUGUUGAGCCAUUACGCGUGGUAGAAGGGGCUGAAGGAUUUUUGGGAAGGCUACGCUGUACUGUAAGUGGAUACCCAGAGCCUCGACUUGUAUUGUAUCAUAAUGAUCAGCUCUUGAAUGUAGGAGGAAAGGUGACUGUUGAGUGUGAAGGGUAUGGUGAAUGGCUCAUUGAAAUUCAAAGACUUACACCUGAGGAUCAGGGGGAAUACACAGUAGUUGCUGUUAAUAAACAAGGAAGACUGUCAUCUAGAACAAUGCUUAACUUCAGUAAUCUUGAUGAAACAGAAAACAAAAAAGAAGACAUCAACAAACCAGACUUCAGUUGCAACAGAUCUGAAAAUGUUACGAAGCAAGUGGUUAAGAACAAUUCUUCUUCCACAUGUCAUGUUUCUCAGAGAACAUGGCCCGAAAAGGUGGCAGAAAAAGAGAAAAAAGAUGAUAACACAGAGAACCAGGAUUUGUCCCUAAAUCCAAAAUAUCAUUCUGUUCAUCCAGUCCAUGUUCCCCAGAGAACGUGGCCAGAAAGAGUAGCAGAAAAAGAAAAAAAAGAUGCCAUGACAAAGGAAUCAAAAUUGUGUAAAGAGAACUCUUCAAGGAAGGCUCAUGAAUUGACGUCUGAGAAUAGAAAUGUGGAAAAUUUUGAGAAUGCUUCAGAGAAAGGGUUCUUUCCAGGUAUUGACUUGCAUGCUCCUCCACGACCAGGUACAAUAGCUGAAAGAGAACACAAGAAAUGGAUGAAUGCAGUCCCACUGGCCAACAAUCCUUACACUGCAGAAAACCUGUCCAAAAGGAUGAACCGAAAAGUUUCAGAAGCAGUCAUUCCUACUCGACCUAUGACGUUUCAAGAUUUUGAAAAGCAGAUGGUUGUUGAAGAAAAGCCUCUUAAUGAUGGGGUGACUUCUUCAGACUGUUUCAGUAGUUCUGAUGAUAGGUGUUCACAAUAUAAACGUGACUAUUAUGUUAACGACCUUUUGAAAUCCACAAGAGAGAAAAUUACACAGGAAAAAUCUACUGCUGUAAAGAAAGACAAAGAGCCCCCAGUAAAUUAUCAUAUGCUAGAUGAACCUGAAGAAACUUUGAAUUCAUUGGAAGAAACGGUUUGUACAAGUGCUAGAAAAGUGUUCACCCUAGAAGACCGAAUUCGCAAGCUGGAGAAAGAAGUGCAGUCUGCGACUGCUGCCAUUUCAGACAAUGAACUGGUACAACUUGAGGCAAAAAUUGCUCAAACUGCUUCCCAGGUGGCUCAGAGUGACAGACAAGUUUCCCAGAUAGAAAAAAAUGUUGUUCAGACACAAAAUGCUCUCCAGCAAAGUGGGCCGAGGAGAAACAGUGGUAAUGUGAGAACACCUUCAUCUGGCACUACUUCUGACCAUUUUCAAAGCCCUCUCAGUGAAUCCCAGUCUGAAGAUGGUCUUCAUAGAGGACAGAGUGAUGAUGAAGAAAUGUCUUUACCAUCUGUGAAAGAUUUAGCUAGUAGGUUCCUAGCAGUAUCUGCUACAACUAAACCCAAGCCAUCACCUAGGAAUACUGGGAUAUCAAAAGCUCUGAUGCAAGAGAAACCAGUUGUGGUGGUAGAAAAACAAGAAGAGAAGGAACUAUCUCCGACUCCCAGGAAAAACACAUCACUAGCAACCACUAAGUCCAACUUCAAGGUAUUAGAGGAAGAUGUUUCUGUCAAGAAAAAUAUCCUGAAAGUGAAAGAAGAUAAAGAAAAGGUUAAACAGAGUCACAGCAGAGUGUUACAAGAGGAGCAGUCAUCUUCUGCUGCCUCUGCUCCAAGCCCACUGCUUCCCCUAAAGGACUGUCUAAUGGUGCCCGAUUGUGGGGCAAGCAUUAAAAGGGUUCAUAGUUUGACUGCCCGCUCUAUGUCCAAGGAAUUUAGAGAGAAAACUUUCAAACAUUUUCCACGCUCCCUGAAUCGUCCUUUGUCUGUUUCUCAAAAUGAAAAUCAUUCAAAAGAAGAUGCCCAACAGGAUAGUAGAGGAAGUAGCCCUAGUAUGCCUCCAAGCCCAGUGCCAGUAAUUGAAAGCUCUGUUGACCCGACCCACGGGUAUACUUCAGAUGAAAGCACUACAAGUAAUAACUCGCUACCUCGACACCGAACACGUCGUCGUCCAGCUCGCUCGAUUCUGCAGAGAGCCUCAUUUUGGGAGAGACGGUUAGAGCAAGGGCUAAUGUCAGAUAAUUCAGUCAGUGAGGAUUUUCCACAGUUGGAGGAGGAGGAUGUUCCACAUUAAAACCAAGAGCGCCUUUGCUUUCUUGUAAAUACUUUGCAUUAUCAGUUGGUUGCAGCCUGUAAUGAAAAAUUAAGAUAAUACAAAACAAAAAAAGUCAAUUUCCCCAUCUUUAUCCUUCCAGUCAUACAGUAGUCAUGUGAGGGUGGAUUAACAAGAAAUUCAAACUUACUGAGAUUGUGCUUUGAUUGUAUUUUACUUGAAUGAGUACCACAAGACUCCAGUAAUGUACAAGAAUUACUAUUAUUCCUCCCAUAUUGCUUCGAAAGGGAAAACGGAAGUACCUUUUACACAUGUAAUGACAAUAUGAAAAGUUCUGUCACUGCCGUUACUUUUUCUUUUAGUUCAAACAUUCAUUUCUCCAAUAUCAGUGUCAACCCUGUAAAGUACAUCGUUGAAAGUACACGUAGCAAAUUUUGUGCCUCUUUUAUGUGUAUCAUAGUAAAUUUUUUUAAGAAUUAACCAGCUCAGUAUAAUAUUAGGCUGUAUUUAAAAAAAAAAGUGUACAUUUUUUUGAUACAUUCUGCACUUAAUCCAUUAAUCAGAUACAUAGCUUUUAAAGAUUACUGUUUUCAUAUCAAUUAAAAAUAAUUCAGAAUAAAAAAUUUCACUUAUAGAAUUUAGAGUUAGUUUUUUUUUUGAAUGGUAAUUUUUUUUUCCUUUCCUUGAGUAAAAAUCUAUUGUUGAUAUUCAUGGAGCAAUGGUGAAUUUGAAAUUAUACAAGAAAUUCACUUUUUUUUGCUCAGUUAGUACAUUUGAUAUAUAUUAAUGCUGGUUAUUGAUGCAUGUUAAAGUAUCCAAGGAAAUGGACACAGGUAACAAACACAUGAUGCUAUUGCACUGAAGCAUUUGAAACCAUAGCUCUAUAUAUAUAUAUGUAGAUAAUUAGUGACAAAAGAAAAGAUGUUAACAUAUGACCUUUUCUGUAUUUUUAGGGCUAAAAAUGAUGAAUAAGAAGCUUUGCCUCUUAUUGUUUACUAAACUUUUUUUUUGGAAGGUAUGCUUACAAAAAUGAAUGUUCUGGCCUUUGAACAUAUAAAUAUAUAUGUCUCAAAUUCAUUAAGUAUUCUACUGCUUUAACGUUUUCACUGUAAAUCAGCUUCCUUGAAUUAAAAUUUUGUUUCAAAGAGUGGUUUAUUAGUAAUGAAACGAUUAAAUCAUAGUUGAUCUUGUCUGUCAUUAGCUUAUGAAGUUAAUAUAUUUAGGAGGCUUUUGAAAAUUAAUUUUUAAACAAUAUAUGAUUUCUUUCAGAGUUUGUGGUCAGUUGAUUUAAAUUUGGAAAUAUAAGAUAUAUCUGUCUCCUAGUGAUGUAUGUACUUAUCAGAGGAGUUGAUUUAAACACCAGUUUAAUAAUAAACCAGGAAGUAAAUAUAAAAACCUCCCUUUUUUUUGGAAAAAAAAAAGGCUUGGGGUUUUUUUCAUAACUUAAUCUCGUUGUUUUUUGUUUUUUCUAAGCAAAGAAAAGAGAUCUUAGGACAAGGUCCUUCUUAACCAUUUUACAUUAAUUUCUGGUGGAGCUUUAUCAAAUUUGUUCAUAGAAAUUUAGGAUUUAAGGCAGGUUUCAGUGGAUAGUGCAUUUAUCAAAGUAGUUUAUUAUAAAGUUACUGUUUUUAUUUUCUGGAGAGUUGUAUAUGUGAACCAGUUGGUUAUGCCAAAGUCUGUGAACUUAGAUCUAACAGCUGUUAUUACAUGUUGUGCUGGAUAAAUUGUUGAUUUUAACUUGAAAAGAUGAGACAUUUUCAAAAUGAUGUUGAAGGGCAGAUAGUGAGGCAGACUUUCCAUUCCUACAAAGUUGUGCCGAGAGGAGACUAUCCUCUGUGUUGUGCCGAGAGGAGACUAUCCUCUGUGUUGUGCCGAGAGGAGACUAUCCUCUGUGUUGUGCCGAGAGGAGACUAUCCUCUGUGUUGUGCCGAGAGGAGACUAUCCUCUGUGCCAAAAUACAUAUCAAAGUGAUGGGAAUGCAUUGAUUUUUGUACCUAUCUAUAAAACCAGAGUUCUAUAUUUCGAGCUUUUAUAUGAUUGGGUGAGGUUAGGUUUACAGUAGUUUACUGUAAUUAUUCCUGUUGUACAAUUAUCUUCAGUAUUGCCUAAGAGGUUGUUUUUUUUAAUAUAUCUUGGUAUGUGGAAGCUUUAAGUAUUUAUGGUGGUAUCUUUGUGGUGAAUUGUGUUGAAAUAUCUGCUAGCACAGCUUCAGAUCUCCAGAGGUCAAUUUCAUGGAACUUCAUAUAACUUAUGAACAAUUUUUGUCUUAAAGGUUUCGUGUUUUUGUUUUUUCACUAUAUAUAUAUAUAUAUAUACACACACACACACAAAAUAUAAUUUGCUUUGUGAAACAGUAUUAAAAUGUCACCGAUUGAAAAAAUUGGAACUUUAUGAAUGCUUGUAUUAUGAUGAUUUGAUAUGGUUUAAUGACUUUAUUAAUAGCAGUGUUGUAAUCUACAACUAAAGAUAUGAAUUUUAUUUUACUACUUUGAUUAGUUAAGAAAAAAAGUUCUGAGCAGUUGUUAAAUUGAACAAGUUAAGACAAUAUAGUAUUUUUAAUAGUUGAAAUUGUUAUAUAUAUACGGACAUCUUUUUGUUAUCAUGAUUCGUUUACAUUUUAAUCUUCCUUUAAUUUCAUCUAAUAUUCAAAGUUAUGGAAAUAAAAGUUUUCGUACGUACAUGUCAGUAUGUAAAUACUUGUUAGUAUGAUUUCUAUUUUAUUGUGAAUAUUGGCUUGUAGAGUUUGUCAGUAAACCUCACGGGCGAAAAGAAAGUCGUGAUUUUGUACGUGAAGUUUGCUUUGUUCUUUUUAUGGUUUGUGUCGUACAGUAUAAUUUAUUACGGGUGACGGUUAACUAAUUGGUUGAACUGUAUACCUGCAGGUGAUGUGCAACCUAAGUUUUAUUGAUCUUGAAUAUAAGAAACGGUGGCCAGUUGGUUUGAAAUUUAUAUGCGUCAUUAAGCAUUUUGGUACAGGAUGUUUCAAUGCUGAAAUGUGCGUUAACCUUGGAUACAAACGUUUUACGUUGCUUGUGUAGAGUUGUGACUUGAUGUAAUACAUUUCAUAUUUUUGUACUACGUUAAAUUCAUAAGUUAAUGUUUUGAAAUGCGUUUCCACACCACUGAUAACAACAACAACAACAAAAAAAAAUGUAAAAACAACAACCAGGAAAUCUAUCUACAUCCUUGUACUUCCAACUCAAGAAGAAGAAAAUGGAAAAUGAUUUUCUUUGUGAAAUUCUAAAAAUAAUAUACCACGUGUGUUUGGGGAGGAGGAACCCUGUACUGAAAAAAUGUAAAAGAGUAUACUGACGUCACACUGCUGGCUGUAAUAAUCUGCUGCCUUGAUUUAUAAAUAUAUCUUUGAUCAGAGCAAAAGUUGUUGAAAAGCAAUUAAUUGGUGGUCUUUUGGGUUUUUCUUUAAUUUUUCACGUUACGAGGGUUUAGCAGUCUAGAUUUAAGAAACAGGUUUAGAGAGAAAAUUUUGAUUAUAGUUCGGAUGAAAUGUGCUAAAAAAAAUAAAUCAAUUUCGUUUAUGAACUUAGAUAAUGUUCAAGACAGCGUUUUGUGUGCUAAAUGACUGAACCAUUUUCUAAACUCGUUGUCGCUCUUGUGAACAAUUACCAGAACUAAAACAAUAAGAGACAUGGUUACUUUUAGUCGAUUUUAAAAACAAAUUAAAUAAUUUCGCCCUGGGCAGUGCGUUUGUGUGUAUAUAUAAUUAUUAUUAUUAUUAUUUGGCAGCUUUGUUUUGCCAGAUUUAGCUGUUUGGUUUAAAGGUUCUUAUAACUCAAGUAUUUAUUCACGUAUAAUGCUUUGUGAAGGAUCUGUAUAUUUUCCUGUUAGCUUUUUAAACAAACUUUUAAAUUUGUUCUUUCUUGUAUGUUAAAUAUAUUUUAAACUAUUAUUUCACUUGUAGAAAAUGAAACAGCGUCAUAACGUAAGGUACAUUAGCAUCAAGAAAGCUUGCUUCUAUUCACACCUUGCCCGGCAUCGCCGAGUGGUCAGGGCGUUUGACUCGCCUUUCAGUCGUGGGGGUGUUAUAAUGUACGGUCAAUCCCACUAUUCGUUGGUAAGAGAGUAGCACAAGAGUUGGCGGUGGGUGGUGAUGACUAUCUGCCUUCUCUUUAAUCUUUCACUGCGAAUUUAGGGACGGCUAGCGCAGAUAGCCCUCGUGUAGCUUUGCGCGAAAUUCAAAACCAAAUUAUUCAAACCUGUCAAGUUUUUGGUUGUUAAUUCUGUACCGGUCUAUUUUUCUUGUAACUGAUUGACUGAAUCACAUCUUUACGUGUAAUUUAUCACCUGCUGGUAAAUCAAUUAAUUCGGACGCAGGCGUCAUGUGGAUAUAAAGAGUUGUUAUUAAAUUUAUGCUUUACACAAUUCGUGUAAAUCGAAAUUAGUUUUAGUAGAAACCAAUUUGACAAAUUCUUUGUCUGUUGUACAUUAAAAAUAUGCCAUUUAUUAAACUUCAUGUUGUAACUUGAAAAACGUUUUUCGAGUACAGUUUACAUAUAUAUAACUUGCUCACGAAAAUCUUCAAGCUUUUGUAUGUUAUUAUAUGCUAAUAAAAUGUACAUUCUA